UGUCGGAAACAACACUGCUUAGGAAAAAUGAUGAAAUCAGCUUCUCUAAUCGUUCUCAUGGUGAUGGUGAUGUUGCUAGGCAUCACAUAUGCUAGCAAGUGUCCGAAUGGAAUGUCCGAAUACAAUGGCGCCUGUUAUGAGGUUCACGAGGGAUCAAGGUCGUUCCCGGAAGCUCUGAGGUACUGCACAGACAGGGGAUAUUACUUGGCCAACAUAAACGCAGAAAUAGAACUCGAUCAUAUUAAUACACUACUAGGGGGCCGACGGUUCAAACAUUUGGAAGGCUACUGGAUUGGUGGCUUUUGGAACGUUAAACGCAAUGUGUGGCAGUGGUAUCACGUUGACAACAACGGAAACGACGUCUACACUGACCUCACCCCUGACAACACGGACGCGUCAUGGUUCGCUCGCGGCGAGCCGACAGAAGGACGGGAUAACUUCAUGUUUCCGGAAAAUCGGCUCAUGCUUCGAGCAAAUGGAAAAAUUUCCUCUGAAACACUUAUGAACCAAGUCGGAUUCAUUUGUGAAACAAGUAGAAAGUAGAUUUGAUGUGAGGUAUUAGAUGUAUAGUUAUGGAGGGUGUAUCACCGCCUCCCCUCUUGAAGUCCGAAAUCCGCUGUCUUUUGAACUUGAAUUCAUAUUUAUUACAAAUAUUGAAUAAAACGUUCCAAAAUUG
This is a messenger RNA of Mya arenaria, 676 nucleotides long. RefSeq names its product snaclec crotocetin-like. The transcript has 3 exons. The record is from RefSeq and is a predicted model, not a curated record. The coding region runs from base 28 to 543 and encodes 171 amino acids. NCBI's taxonomy places the organism in Eukaryota, Metazoa, Mollusca, Bivalvia, Myida, Myidae.